This is a messenger RNA of Penicillium verrucosum, 267 nucleotides long. RefSeq lists its product as uncharacterized. The transcript has a single exon. The record is from RefSeq and is a predicted model, not a curated record. NCBI's taxonomy places the organism in Eukaryota, Fungi, Ascomycota, Eurotiomycetes, Eurotiales, Aspergillaceae. Bases 1 to 267 code for a protein of 88 amino acids.
AUGGCCAUGGCAUCGAUGUGUCUCCGUGGGGGUGACACCGGUACCCCAGAUGAGAACACCGGAGUCCUUGGGGAAAUGCACAACAACUCAAGUCAACCAAACAGCACUUGUCAAUCACCAGAAUUGCAAAUCACGGAUGAUCCAGGCUUUUCGGUCACCAUCCCCAGACCAACAGGUGCUAGUGGACGUUCCGCAACCCGAUUCCCUGUGACGAUGACGGCCUCGAUUGUCUCUUGCCCUCGUGCUCACGAUCAUUUACCGGUCUGA